Messenger RNA from Blepharisma stoltei, 917 nucleotides. The record is from the annotation of a GenBank genome assembly. Lineage: Eukaryota; Ciliophora; Heterotrichea; Heterotrichida; Blepharismidae.
AUGGAGUUCCGGAGAAGAAAAUCCUCAAUAAAUUCUCUAUCAAUGCUUGGAUAUUUAAAGCUAAAUAGAAAAUUGGACAGAAUCAUGAACUCGAUUAGUCCUGAUUCCAAAAAAUCCGAAGAAAUAAGCAAUCUUACUGGACGAAAUACAAUAAAAAUGUGUGCCAAUAAAAUACUGCUUCGAAAUGCCAAAAAAGAAAAGUCAGAAGAGUUUUCUCCUCCCCAUAUUAGAAAGAAUAAGCGGCAUUCAUCAAUGCUCGAAAAAAAAGAAAACUGCAUCGAAACUUACAUAAAUAAAGUUAUCAGCGAAUUUGAGCUUGAUAAAUUACAAAGCUACGAAAGAGUCGAAAAUAAAAGCAUAAAUACUUUUGAUAAAUACUUAGGACCAAACGGUGAUAAAUAGCUUAAUUUAAAGGGCUUAAAGCAUUCCAGAUUCAAUGCCUCUGCGCGCUUGCGAUCGUCUGAGCCUGGUUGCCGGACGAAUUUAGACGAUUGAUCCCUGUCUCAACAGAGAUCAAUUUCAGGAUCUGGGGGCUGAAUCUUGAAGGGUUAGAAACACCCUCUUGCUUCACGUCUUGCGAGCGCUGUGGAGGCAAAGAUCGCCCGAUACCUUCUGAUAGUCACUUUGAGAGAUGAAAAAAAAAGAAACGGGCCCAAAAACCCAUCCGGAUAACUAAUAUUGGGCUAAAUUGCCACCAGCUGACUCCAAAGUUUACCCACCUUAUACGGCCGCUCUAGGCAAGCUAAGGAUUAGAAUAAAAGGCUGACCUUGGUUUAUAAUUUAAAACGAUUUUGGUGCCCAAAAUUGGUGCGUCGUCAAGUGCAUAUUUCAUCCCCCAUCACCAUAUUAAUUUUAAAGGUGAUAAGGAAGAAGAAAUUUUAUCAAAAACGAUCGAAACGCUAAAUAAUUUCAUGUAA